AGGCGUACGAAUGGCGAGGCACAGAUCGUUGGGUGACUGCACGGAUCCUUAGCUGACUGGCGCACUUUCCGGAACAGACUACGCUCCGCCGUAGCGGCUGGACUGUCUAUCGCUUGCAGCCCUUAGACCGGCGAUUCAUGCAAAGUUGCUCGCCUCGGCCACAAGCUCUGCGGGCGCUGGAUGGUCCAGGUAGGCCUGCGUUUGGCCUGCCUCCCUUUCUCACUGUGGCUGCGUGCUGCACGAGCUACCGCGAUAGCUUCACCCUACAUGUAUCCACUACCCGUCAACAUGAGACGGAGGUGUUUCUUUCGGUGGUUCCCUACCUGCUAUCGCUACCCUAAAAUUAUCCGUGCCAAUCCCGUGUAUUACCAGCAUAAUUUCUCUGCUCUUCGCCAUUUCUUAUGUACGCAGAUCGUCAGCGCAAGCCUUCGUCUACCCUGGGCGAUCGCCGGUCUGAACGCACGACGCAAUUGGCUCAAGAGCAGCUGGAGAGACUGGUGGAUGCUGGCCUAUUGGCACCUUACAAUCGAACCAACGGCAAGAAGACGAAGAACGUAGAGUUCAGGUCUGCAGUCAAACAAAUCAGCCCCAAGACAAGCGAAGCAUCUCAGCGUUCUGAGCCUGCACAAUCGCAUACAGAUCGCGUUCCAUAUAAUCAACCACAAGAAUUACCCGCUGAUACGGACUGGAUAACACAUCCAGAGAAGAACAAAUCCAGGAAGCGUGCCUCGUUGGCACAACUCAAGGAGCGUCGAAACAGCAUGUUUGCUGGCAAGGGCCGCGAAAGCCGUCGCGAACGUACGUUCAUUGGCAGCGAAUGUGCAGCGUGCGAGGAGCCCUUGGAGCAUACGCUACGCGGUGAGCGCAUCUUGCAGCUAUCAUGUGGUCAUGUGUCGCACGAGGCAUGCUUUUACGAGUACAUCAAGGAGUUUGAAGCACAGACAUGUCCAACCUGUAGCGCACCACUGGGUCUCGACACAAGCAGAGGUGGAGGUAUAGACUUUGAGAACUUAAACAAACUGGUCAGGCAGGCGCAAACUCCGGAUAUCAAAGACAGGCUACGGGACCUCCAGGCAACACCGACGCCAUGGGAAACAGAUACGGUCAGAGAGAGUGUGCAGUCACGGCAGCGACAACAGCAGCGAUCCACGCGGGAUCACCUACUGCCAGAGCAGACGCGAGCUGUCGAGAGUGGGUUUGAGCGAUUCAACAGCUCGCACAGCAGAAAGGAGAGCGGCGAUACUGGCGCCGGCUCCCAUCCUGACUACGUGGAGCCUCAUCACAGCACCGUGGCCAGGAGGCACGACUUCGACGUUCACUCGAUGGAGACUAGUCUUAGCAACCCACGCUUCGUUGCUAGAAACCCUAUACCGGCGCCGACCGUGACUGUUCGUAGCGAGUUCCCUACUCUCAGCAAAUCUCGCCAACAGCAGAGUUUGACGUGUCUCAUCACGGUGGAGGUGCUGGACGGCAAGUGGCAACCAAACCCAGCAGAUCUGCGCAGCCCACCUCUUGCUCCGGCAUCUGUACCUGAAGACGGCUACGAGCAGCCCAAGACUCCCAUUUCCUUGCGUCGCCCUGAGCACUCCCGUGCUGUCGAUAGUGUACACGAAGAUAUCCAAGCCCUCGAAGAGGCCAAGGACGAGCUCUAUAAGCGGGUGGACAACUGGCAUGGUCUAGACUUCUCAAGGUUCGGCAGACUUCUUCUCCAUGGCGUCGUCAGAGUCGGCAAGGACAAGCAAUCGUGGCAGGAGCUCGAGUGCUAUCUGUUCACGGAGAUGUUAAUCUGCGUCAAGGAAAAGAAGAACGUGCCUAAUGCGAGUCAGCAGUGGGAGGCACCAGAAGGCUUGAAGAACAAGACUCGAUGCACACUGAAGGGUUCGAUCUUGAUCAAGAAGCACCUUAAGCAGGUUGAGACUGACCCUGACCACGACGUCCUCACUCUCAGCCUCAGUGUUGCCGAAUUGCCACACUUCCACCUUUACUUCCAGGAGCGCAGCCAACUGGACAUGUGGAGGCGAGCACUGAUCAACAUCAACCGCAUCGAAUCCCUAGAACCGCAACUUCCCGACUUCGAUCAGGACGCGUCAGGCACGGACGAAGACGAGUACACCACGCAGACAUCCAGAGCCAACAAACGCGUGUCCUCGGUCGUAUCAUCAUCAUACGGUGCCGCUCGCUCGCACGUUACGGCACCGACCGAGUACACCAACUCACGGUCCGGUCUCCAUGAGAUUCGUUACGGCGCAUCACACCUGCACGUACCACUCGAUGUAGUGGUCGUCAUUCCUGUCUCGUCGUCGAUGCAAGGCUUGAAGAUCAGCCUUCUUCGAGACGCUCUUCGCUUCAUGGUGUCCAGCCUGGGUGAGAGGGACCGCAUGGGCUUAGUAACGUUUGGUUCCAGCGGUGGUGGCAUUCCCGUGGUCGGCAUGACCUCUAAGAACUGGACUGGGUGGUCAAGAAUCCUCGAAUCGAUCAAACCCACGGGGCCGAAAAGCAUGCGCGCCGACGUCGUUGAAGGUGCAAAUGUUGCGAUGGAUUUGUUGAUGCAGCGCAAAACCUCGAACCCUUUGUCGAGCAUCCUGCUCAUCAGCGACUCAGCUUCCUCUGACCAAGAGAGCGUUGACUUCGUUGUCUCUCGCGCCGAGGCGGCCAAAAUCGCCAUUCACUCGUUCGGUCUUGGAUUAACACACAAGCCCGACACUAUGGUGGAGCUUGCCACGCGAACGAAGGCGAGCUAUACUUACGUCAAGGAUUGGAUGAUGCUGCGGGAGUGCUUGGCUGGCUGCCUCGGCGCGCUGCAGAGCACAUCGCAUCAGAACGUGAAGCUAAAGCUUCGCCUGCCCGAAGGCUCACCAGCAAAGUUCGUCAAGAUCAGUGGAGCGCUGCAGACCACGAAGCGUGCCACUGGCCGCGAUGCUGAGGCUAUGCUUGGUGAUCUUCGUUUCGGCGACAAGCGUGACAUUCUCGUUCAGCUUGCAAUCGCGCCCGACACCUCGACUCCGGAUGCCAUGCCGACCGACCCAUGGGAGAACGUCAUUGCUGGUUUGGAGGCGCUCGGUGGUCCGCUCGAGUCGGAUGAGUCGCGUAACCUGUCCGUGGAAGAGUUGCCUCUGAUUCAAGCGGACCUGAGCUGGGGUGACAUACUCCGAGAUGGCAAUCUAGCACAGCUACCGCGGCCCUCCCUCCUGGCCAUUACCAUGCUGCCCUCAUCAGCGAGGAAGAACCCGCACGCUCGGCCCGCCUCACCGCCCAUCCCGCCACACCCCUCCAUCGUUCAGCGCCGCAUGGAGCUCCUCACGUCCGACAUGCUGUCGAGGGCCCUGACCCUGGUCAACCGUGGGCAGAACGACCGUGCCCACCACCUCCUCGCCGAGACUCGCUCCAUUCUGAAAGGGCUUGGCAAGGGUGGCCUGCCACCUCUCCCGCCUCCCCCAAGCGGUUCACUGCCGCCAACGCCCAAGAUCGGCGAGACUCGUGGGUCGCCCACCGAAACCGCCCAGACUCCCAUCCCGGAGCACCGACGCACACCUUCGCCGCCACGAAGCGACACUCUCAACCCUUUCUCACCCGCUGCUGGCAUCGAUACCUCAACCAUGACUGCGCUCGAUUCCGAGCUCCAGGCCAGCCUGGAAUGGAUCUCACAUCCUGCCGUCUUUGGCCGCGACUCGAGGAAGGCUGUACUACAAGCUAUUGGCGUGAUCAGCUCGCAGCGCGGCUACACCUUCCGAUCACCUGCCGAGUCGCUAUGGGCUUCUAGGAUCCCAGGCAUCAAGCUGUUGUCAGAGCGUAGCCGCGACUGGCGAGAGGCGGGUGAUGAGUCGCUUAUGGAAGAGAUAUGAACCACAGCCUACCAUCACCACACAGAGCACCAUUUUACCCUCGAGAUACCCCGACUAACGAUGUCACGACUGCUUCGAUGCGACUUGGUCAGCAUCUCCGUGUACAUAUGUACAACAUUUGUUCAUAACUCGAUGCUUGCGAUGUAUUACUACGAGUUCAUGAGGGGAGGCAUACUUCUGCAGUACCUUGUGUGCCAUGCGGCUAGCGGCGGAGUUGGAUGGCGCUAUUCGCAUACAGGACAUCACGCCGUCACUGCGUUAAGAUAGCGUUCCGCUGUAGCUGCACUUCAGUAAGCACCCUCAUUGCCAAAUUACACACUGUCUCAACCAUAACUCACUCUCAUACUACGCGCCAAC
This is a messenger RNA of Baudoinia panamericana UAMH 10762, 4199 nucleotides long. RefSeq lists its product as uncharacterized. The coding region runs from base 402 to 3842 and encodes 1146 amino acids. NCBI's taxonomy places the organism in Eukaryota, Fungi, Ascomycota, Dothideomycetes, Mycosphaerellales, Teratosphaeriaceae. The record is from RefSeq and is a predicted model, not a curated record. The transcript has 2 exons.